Messenger RNA from Chinchilla lanigera (long-tailed chinchilla), 3277 nucleotides. It is a transcript of the gene Zdhhc20, whose product is annotated as zinc finger, DHHC-type containing 20. The record is from RefSeq and is a predicted model, not a curated record. Gene Ontology annotation, molecular function: protein-cysteine S-palmitoyltransferase activity. Gene Ontology annotation, cellular component: endoplasmic reticulum; Golgi apparatus. Lineage: Eukaryota; Metazoa; Chordata; Mammalia; Rodentia; Chinchillidae. Gene Ontology annotation, biological process: protein targeting to membrane; peptidyl-L-cysteine S-palmitoylation; synaptic vesicle maturation.
GUACAAUUUCUAGAAGUGCGGAAAAUGGAAAGACCGUUGUUUACCUUGUGGCUUUUCAUCUGUUCUUUGUUAUGUUUGUAUGGUCCUAUUGGAUGACAAUAUUCACAUCUCCCGCUACCCCCUCCAAAGAGUUCUACUUGUCCACUUCUGAAAAGGAAGCUUAUAUAAAAGAAUUCAGCCAAGAAAGACAACAAGAAAUUUUGAGAAGAGCAGCAAGAGACUUACCUAUCUAUACCACAACGGCUUCAAAAACUAUAAGAUAUUGUGAAAAGUGUCAGUUGAUUAAACCCGAUCGGGCCCAUCACUGCUCAGCGUGUGACACAUGUGUUCUUAAGAUGGAUCAUCACUGUCCUUGGGUGAAUAACUGUGUGGGAUUCUCUAAUUACAAAUUCUUCAUGCUGUUUUUGUUGUAUUCCCUGUUGUACUGCCUUUUUAUUGCAGCAACAGUUUUAGAAUACUUCAUAAAAUUUUGGACGAAUGAACUGACAGAUACGCGAGCAAAAUUCCACAUACUUUUCCUUUUCUUCGUGUCUGCAAUGUUCUUCAUCAGUGUCCUGUCACUGUUCAGCUACCACUGCUGGCUCGUCGGGAAAAACAGAACAACUGUAGAAUCAUUCCGUGCACCUACGUUUUCAUAUGGACCUGAUGGAAAUGGUUUCUCUCUCGGAUGCAGUAAAAAUUGGAGACAAGUGUUUGGUGACGAAAAGAAAUAUUGGCUACUUCCAGUGUUUUCAAGCUUGGGUGAUGGCUGCAGUUUCCCAGCUCGCCUGGUGGGGAUGGAUCCAGAGCAGGCUUCUGCGACGAACCAGAAUGACCAUGCUAGAAGUAUUGGCUCAAAUCCGCCUUUUCCUACCAGACCCCUUAGCGAAUCAAAAAACCGUUUGUUGGACACUGAAUCUCAGUGGCUGGAUAACGGGGCUGAAGAAGGAGCCGUGAGAUCAGGGACAAAUAACCAUGUCACAGUGGCAGUGGAAAAUUGAGUUCCACUUGUUCCUAACUAACCAUGCGGUCAGAGCAAGGUGUAUAAAAACAUUAUGGACUGGCGUUUUCCAUUUCAUUUGCAAGAAAAUGAUGGAUGGAGUGAAGUCAAAUGUAACAGAAGAUCUAUUUUUUAAAAACGGAAGUCUUUGUGCAGUUCACUGGAUCUGCAGAAGCACUACAGAACAGUGAUGCCUUAAUUUUAAGUGUGCAUUUGUGCAUCGCGGACUCACAGCUCAGAAGUGACUUGAUUCCCCUUUGGAAAGAACGCUUGCCUGUCAGGAGAUGCUGGUAGGAGCUCCAUCCCACGUUCACAUGGCAACCGUGUUACACCUGAGUUAUAAUAUUAGCGCGAUCGCUUCGUUUCCAGGUAGAUGUUCACUCCAAAACACAUGCUAAAAUCUUGUCUUAAGUGAAGUACAUCUGGGACAAUUGGUGGCUGAAAUGAAUAAUAUCCAAAUUACAAUUGCCUGAACUAUAAUAAGGGAAAGAAAAUGACUGUUUUUUAAAAAUUGGGUGUUUGCUAAUUUAUACUUUUUAUACUUUUCAACAUUUUUAAUAAAGAUCUUUUUAUUCUUGACUAUAAAAUAACAUACUCAGAAGGAUUUAGAUACCUAAAUGUAAUCAUGUAGAAUGUAGAACACGUUGGUAUAAUUCACUGAGGGCUUUUUGUUAAGCGUGUACAACCAUGUAGUGUGCUUUGUACCCAAGGGUUUAAGGAGACAUGGCUGUACAAGGUGGUGGACUCUCUGCUUUUUAAUUAUUUUUUUGUUGGUCUGAGGGUAUUAUGGGAGGCACAAAUUACAUGUGGUAUAAAAGAUUUGACACAGUAAAGUUAGAUGGAACUGGCUAGAAGAAAAACAAAACGAUAGGCAGCAUAUUGUAAGCCGUUAAAUGUUUUCAGUUCUAAAGGCAUUUAAAACAAAACACUGUUUAGUUGACUUUCAAUGUUUGAUUCAGGUUCUGGCUAAGAAUUAUUUUGAAACUUUUUACAGUAAUGUUAUAACAGCUUAAACAGUGAAUUAAAAUGCAGUUUGAACUAGAAAAAAACUUCAGAAUAAUGUAACUCUCAGGAAGAAAUUGUAAGCUUCAGUAGUCAUUUAAAAUUCCCAGUCUCUGAGAAAUGGAUUCCAGUUCUAAGUGCCAAAUCUUAAAUCAGACUAUAAAAGGAAAAUACUAUAAAAGAUGAACACUGCAGAACUGCUACUCCUCCUCAGUGUACGGGUUAACCAAACACACUCCUCCAGAUCGGUUCCAGUACAUGGGUGAAGAGAGACUUUACCAGCAUCUGUAGCAGAGGUUGUCAUUUCCUUGCCUAUAAAAUGGGAUUGCAGGGUAGAGGGCACCCUGAAUGAGUUUCACGGGAUGACUUCUAACAUUCUGUAAUUCCUAUUUGCAAAAUACCCUUGCUUUCCAUUCAUCUACCAAUAUUUUUGGAGUACUUUCUGUAAGUCAGUGUAUUAGAAAUAGCACUCUAAUUUUCUAAUCUAGCUCAGAUUCUAUAGUUGAUAUGCCAAGUUUACAAUAUGAAGGACUAAUUUGCAUUGACCACACUAAUACUAAAUCUUAAGAAAGUAACUUGUUUUCUCUCUGGACCAAAAGAAUGAGUUAGCUUUGAAAACACCAUUUGGAAAGUACUGCUCUAGGUUUUUCUACUUUUAUUUCCACUCUUUAGUCUCCAUAAUCUUCAUUUUAGAAAACUAGCAGGAGAGUCAAGAUAUCAGUUAGCAGCCAAAAGCCUAACUUCACUUCGGUGGUUUUGCAUGUUACAGGAAUUAAUAGUUUAAAAAUACUUGACAACUUCUAGAAAUGCUCAGGUCUUUGUGAGUACAUUUCAGUCAGAGGGUUUGCAUGCACCUGGCUAGCUAAGGAAGCAUUUUCCCUUUAACCUAACUCAGGCACUUUUGUGAAUUUAUGGUAUUUUUUAAUUCAUUUGUUACUUAACGUCACCUUUAAUAGUAUAGUAAGUAUCGUACCUUUUUAGAAAUGUCAGUUAAAGGCACUUACUUUAGUUACCUUUGAUUUAAUUAAUUUACAGCCAACAUUUGGCCACAUGGUAAACAUUUCGCUAACUUUACUUAGUAUCUGGGACCAUUCGUGAGGGGCCUACAAGGGGGUGAGGGGAAGGCGGCCUCUUUGGCAUUUCUACUGGUGUGGGUUACCGCUCUCAGCUGUGUGGGCGCAAAAGAUCAGACGAAGCCUUGCCAAAACUUCUGAUUACUUCGGUCCUUCGAACACUUGAACAUUUGUGAUGAUACUUAAGGAAAGUGCAGUUGAAUUUCAGGUCUUGCUGUUGCCA